Molecule: messenger RNA, 4241 nt
Organism: Pseudophryne corroboree (corroboree frog)
Lineage: Eukaryota; Metazoa; Chordata; Amphibia; Anura; Myobatrachidae
Product: gastrula zinc finger protein XlCGF26.1-like
Exons: 6
Coding region: 328-2013 (561 amino acids)
Source: RefSeq, a predicted model, not a curated record
AAAUCAAACCAGCGCUAUCACGUGAUGCAGCCGGGGGCGGGGCACAGACACCUCAUCUGUUGUCACAGGUCAAUAGGCUCCGUGGUGAGGAUGAUAUUUGGUUAAUGUGAGUGUGUCAGGAGGACUGAUCAGGACCCAGAGCCCCAUCACAGUGCCUCCACCUCACUCACCAAUACAUGAGAGACACAAUGAUCAGAAGAUCCUGGAACUCGCCAACAAGAUCAUUCAGCUGCUGACUGAAGAGGUGACUGCUGGGAAUGGGACAUUAUACAGUAACUCCAGGAGGGGGAGUAUAUAGAGGAACACAGUGCUCUAUACAAGGACGUGAUGAUGGAGAAUCACCGGCCCCUCACAUCACUGGAUGGGCCCAGUAACAGAGAUACCCCAGAGAGAUGUCCCCGUCCUCUGUGUUCCCAGGAUUGUACAGAGGAGAAUCACAGGAUCCCUCAGGAGGAUCAGGGAGAAGGGCUGACUGUUAUUAAGGUAGAAGAUAUAGAGGGAGAAGAAGAGACGUAUGUGACUGAUAUGAAGGCAGAAGAUACAGAGGGAGAAGAAGAGACGUAUGUGACUGAUAUGAAGGCAGAAGAUGCAGAGGGAGAAGAAGAGACGUAUGUGAGGGGUGAUCAGCAGUGUAAGGAGGAGAAGAUCCCUACAGAUACCAGCACAGCAGAUGGAUUCACAAGCAGCGAUCCCUUGGAUGGACAUCUUGUUUUAUCUACAAACUGUAAAAUAAAAGAUAAACUCAUACGAGAAUCCUCAGAAGAAAAGCCUGAUACUCUAAAUAUACAUUCAGUAGGUAUUGGUGUGCCCUUUAAUCUUGAGGAAUGUUCUCCUGAUGAAUCAGUUCUUACUGCGCAUAGUACAACUGGUACAGGUGACACAGUUUUGCCAUGUUCUGAAUGUGGUAGUUGUGUUAAGUCCAUUUUCUGUGGGAAAUGCUGUACAGACAAAUCCCAUCUUGUCAGUCAUCAGAGAAGUCCAACCAAUGAGAAACCAUUUCCAUGUUCUGAGUGUGGGAAAAUGUUUACACGAAAAUCAAGUCUUGUUACCCAUCUGAAAAGUCACACAGGUGAUCAGCCAUUUCCAUGUUCUGAGUGUGGAAAAUGUUUUACAAAGAUAUCUGAUCUUGUUAGACAUGAAAGAAGUCACACAGGUGAGAAGCCAUUUCCAUGUUCUGAGUGUGGGGAACGGUUUAUGCAGAAAUCAUAUCUUGUUAGACAUCAGAUAAGUCACACAGGUGAGAAGCCAUUUCCAUGCUCUGAAUGUGGGAAAUGUUUUUCACAAAAAUCAGCUCUUGUUAUACAUCAGAGAAGUCACACAGGUGAGAAACCGUUUCCAUGUUCUGAGUGUGGAAGAUGUUUCACACAAGCAUCUCAUCUUAAUACACAUCAGAGACAUCACACAGGUGAGAAGCCUUUUGUGUGCUCUGAGUGUGGGAAAUGUUUUGAGCGCAAGUCACGUCUUCUUGAACAUAAGAUGCGUCAUACAGGUCAGAGACCAUUUCCAUGUUCUGAGUGUGGAAAAUGUUUUAUAAGAAAAUCACAUCUUGCUACACAUCAGAGACUUCACAUACAUGAGAAACCAUUUCCAUGUUCUGAAUGUGGGAAAUGUUUUUUACAGGAAUCACAUCGUAUUAGACAUGAGAGAUGUCACACAGGUGAGAAACCAUUUGUAUGCUCCGAGUGCAGGAAAUGUUUUAGAAAGAAAUCAUAUCUUCUUAAACAUCAGAAAACACACACAGGUGAGAAGCCAUUUCCAUGUUCUGAGUGUGGGAAAUGUUUUAUGCGGAAAUCAUGUCUUCUUAGACAUCAGAGAAGUCACACAGGUGAGAAGCCAUUUCCAUGCUCUGAAUGUGGGAAAUGUUUUUCACACAAAUCAGCUCUUGUUGUUCAUCAGAGAAGUCACACAGGUGACAAACCAUUUCCAUGUUCUGGGUUUGAGAAAUGUUUUACACAGAAAUCAAAUCUUGUUAGACAUCAGAAAAUACAGAAAGGAGAACAGCUAUUCCUAUAAGCGAGCAGACAUGAAACAAGUUUUAGCAAUACAUUAAAGAUGUCACAUGCCAGACUGGCGGGCCCUGUUACUGUCGCUAUGUGGCGUCGCCUCUCUCCCAGGUUGUCAGAAUUUCUCCCAUGCGGUAUUGCUGCCAAGGAUUGUUUUCCCCACGUGGAGCUUCCACCACCGGGACAUGGUCAAUGCAAUAUUACCUGCAAUCAGCUGAACACUGCUUUUACAGUCUCUGGCCUUGUUCACUUCACAUGACCCUUGGUGAUUUAUCAGCAGCCAGGGUGCCAUAUAAGUCUUUCCCUGGUGAUGGUCCUUUGCCAGAACUUCUGCAGUCUGCUCACUAGCUUCCUGUGUCCUGUUCCAGAGUUUGGCUCAACAGUCCAGUGUACGCCAUCCGCUGUCUGCUGCUGCGAUGCUCCCAGUGCCAGUCACUACUACUGGUCACUCUCCAGAGUUUCCAGUGUGUUCCUGUGAUACUUCCAACGCCAGUCACUAUUGCUGGGCGCUCUCCACCGUUUAUAAUGUGUUCCUGUGAUACUCCAACCACUAGUCAUUACUACUGGGAGUUCUCCUGUUUCCAGUGUGUUCCUGUAAUGCUUCCAGCACUAGUCAGUACUAUGGAGUGCUCUCUACGGUUUGCAGUGUGUUCCUGUGAUACUCCCAGUGCAAGUCACUACUACUGGGCGCUCUUCACAAUUUCCAGUGUACUCUCAUUGUUAUUCUUUACAAUUUGGAACUCAUCCCAGUUUCCAGUAUACUAUGUGCUGCUGUGUUAACCCUUUAUGCUAGUGUCCUCUGAAUCUCCAUUGUCUCUUGUGUUACUGACUGUCAUAUCUACAAGUAUUCCCAAAAACUCUAUGCUAAAUCUGCAGUGGAAACUGUCUGCAGUUCUCUAUCAGCCUGUUCACCAGCCCCUACUGGUAAUCGGUAACUAUCAUUGUGACUGUUGUGGCUGGGACAGCAUAAUUCAAAUGAGGUUAAUGUGAACGGCAUGCUUUUGCAGGAUUGGAGCUGUAGCAAUAGGUCUGAUGGAAUCCAGUCUGGGUUUUAGCUGAGUCAGUUGUAAGUCACAGCUGGGCUUAUCUGGAAUCAGUCCUCACAUGGCCUAAGCCAAAAUGUAAGUCACAUUUGAGGACAUUUCUUGGUUUGGUGGGCUAGUAUCUUAGGCUUAUACAUGAUUUUGCCACUAGGGCGGCACCCUUUACUGAAUGUCUGAGGAAACAGUCCCUAGACAAGAUAGUAUGGCCUAGUUCCGCAGAGACUGCUUGGCAGGAUUUAAGGUAACCUUAUGCGCGGAGCCUGUAUUGCAAGCUCCUAAUUUCAGAAAGCAGUUUCUGUUGCAAACUGAUGCCUCUGGGAGAGGGGCAGUCCUUUCCCAAGAGGUAGAAGAGGAAGAGAAACCCAUCCUCUACCUUAGCAGGAAAUUGUGCCCCAAGAGCGCAAGUACUCAACUGUAGAGUAGGAAAGCUUGGCGAUUAAAUGUGCAGUAGUCACUGAGAUAGUAUUUGUUGGGAUGAGAAUUCUGGCUAAUCACAGACCAUGCACCCUUACAGUGGAUGCACACAAACGAGGUGAAUGCUCAUGUGACUCGCUGGUUUCUGGCCUUACAGCCAUUCAAAUUUGAGGUGCAGCGUCGUCCGGGGAAACAGCACCUCAAUGCAGAUACUCUUCUACAAAGUUUAUGGAUUCUGAUCCUCCUAGCAACAAUGUGGUGAAGCUAGGUGAGGAGGAGGGUGAAGAAGGGGAUCCGUGGAAGCUAGUUGAGGGGUGUGUUCACAGAUGGCACAAAUAUGUAUUGGGCGAGGCAGAGAACUCACUGUGAAUUCAUAGCUUCACCAGAGUGGUUGAAGUUAAGGUGGAAGGAGUAUGGCAGGGACAGCAUGAUUCCAGAUAAGGUUAAUGUGGAACGGCAGGCUUUUGCAUGAUUGGAGCAGUAGCAAUAGGUCUGAUGAAAUCCAGUCCGGGUUUUAGCUGAGUCUGUUGUAAGCCACAGUUGAGCUAAUCACUACAACUUGUCUGCUGCCUUUAAAAAUGUGUUUGUUCAGUAGGUCAUUGCUCCUGAUGCCAGCAAGUGGCCGGGUGAGAGGUUGGGGGUCUGGGGUUACGUUACUUCUGCUUAUUAGACCUUUGAAUGUUGUGCUGCUGUUUUAAAGAUUGCCUGUAAAACCUGAACUGCAAACCCUGCAUGUACUGUGUAACCUGCCUGAGGUGGAAAUAAAGUGAGUUGUACUGUA